Zophobas morio is the source of this 4109-nucleotide messenger RNA. RefSeq lists its product as uncharacterized. Gene Ontology annotation, biological process: DNA integration. Lineage: Eukaryota; Metazoa; Arthropoda; Insecta; Coleoptera; Tenebrionidae. Gene Ontology annotation, molecular function: nucleic acid binding. The record is from RefSeq and is a predicted model, not a curated record. The transcript has 2 exons. Bases 207 to 3956 code for a protein of 1249 amino acids.
AAUAAGGUAGGCAACCAGCUCACCAUACAUGUAAUUGCCUACCUUAUGGAACGAACAAAUACAGUUAGUAGAGAACCGGAAUGGCGUCUAAAUAACACAAAUCCAGAUCCUUAGAAAAGAGACAAAACAGAUUAUAACAUGGCGCAGUCGAUGGAUAAAUAGUCAAAUAACGAAUCUACAUUGCGGUGAGUGUAGUACAGUGAGCAAUGAUGGGUGAACAGCGAGGAAUAGCACCCAUGAGAAUGGAAGGAAAUUUGGCGGAAAAUUGGGCCACGUGGCGAAGUCGUUUCAACAAUUAUCUUACAGCCUCUGAAGUGUCCAAGAAGGAUCAAACAAUUCAGUGUGCACAACUGCUACACUACAUUGGAGAAGAGGGUUUCAAAAUAUACACUACAUUCCAGUUCGCUGAUGGUGAAGCUGGUAAACUCUCAGUUUUAAUGGAAAAAUUCGAAGCUCAUUUCGUACCAAAGGAAAACUUGUCAUACGAGCGCUAUAAAUUCUUCUCGUACAGGCAGCAAGGAAACCAGGCUUUUGAACAGUUCGUCACAGAAUUGAAGAAGCAGGCUCAGAAAUGUGCAUUCGACACUCUCGAGGACUCUCUAAUCAAAUCCAUGAUAAUCUGCGGGGUGACUAACUCGACGAUGAGGGAACGACUCCUCCAGGACGACUCUCUCUCAUUACAAAAGGCUAUAGAUCUGUGUUUGGCCAUCGAAACAUCAAAGCAGCGCACAGUGGCUAUAGAAAACAAGGAGGUUCCGCUGGAUGUCAUCCGUAAGUCAAAGGACAAGAAAGUGAAGCAAGGUCAGAUCUCGAACUGCAGUACACUCACACAACAGAAUAAUUCUAAGGACGGAUGGUUUACAAAAUUAAAAUUAAAAGACAAGUUUAUUAAUUUCAAAGUUGAUACGGGCGCAAUGGCUAACGUCCUUCCUUUAGAUUUAUUCAAAUCAUUGAAAAUGCCAAUGACAGAAAUACGAAAGACAAGUGUUAAAUUAAAGUCCUAUACAGGAAAUUACCUAAAUGUAUUAGGAAUUUGUAGGUUAAAGUGCAACAAAAAUAAUGUCAAUUACUUAAUAGAUUUUUUUAUUGUUAGUUCAGGUGAGCAGGCUAUUUUGGGUUUGCAAACGUGCGAAAAGCUGGAAUUAAUUAAGCGUAUCAAUUUCUUAAAUUCAAAUGAAAUUAUUUCCACGAAUUACAGAGAAUUUUUGGGACCAUUCGAGACAGUAUUCUCAGGAAUAGGGUGUAUUCACGGGGAACACCACAUCCAGCUAUUGCCUGACGCCAAACCAGUCGUACAUGCGACAAGGCGAGUUCCAUUGCCAAUAUUAAAUCAGUUAAAAGAAACUCUAGAUGAAUUAAUUGCACAUAACGUUAUUGAGAAAGUUGACGGUCCCUCAGAUUGGGUAAAUGCACUAGUGGUAGUACGGAAACCAGAUGGAAAAUUACGUAUCUGUUUAGAUCCACAAGACCUGAAUCGUGCCAUAAAGCGGGAAUAUUGUGCGAUACCAACUUUAGAGCAAAUAACAAGUAAAUUAGCAGGUGCUACCGUAUUCAGUAGUCUAGACGCAACAAACGGGUUUUAUCAAAUACAACUAGACAAAAUGAGUUCGGAUUUGUGUACAUUCGGAACUCCGUUUGGAAGAUACAAAUUUCUUCGACUUCCAUAUGGAAUUAAAUCAGCACCAGAAGUGUUUCAGACAAAAUUCAAAUCAAUUUUUAAUUUAGAAGGAGUAGAAGUGUAUAUCGAUGAUAUAAUCAUUUGGGGUCGAAACAGAGCAGAACACGAUGCACGAUUGCAAGCGGUGUUACAAAUUGCAAAAGAAAACAAUGUCAAGUUCAAUCAAAAUAAAUGCAAAUUUGGGGUGGCAAAACUCAAAUACAUGGGACAUUACAUUUCCGGGAGAGGUAUUGAACCCGAUAAUUCUAAAAUCGAGGCAGUUUUGAACAUGCCGCAGCCAACUUCAAAGCAGGACGUUCAGCGUUUGUUAGGUAUGUUAACAUACGUUAGUAAAUUCAUUCCAGAAUUUUCAACAAAAACCUCACCCUUGCGAGACUUAAUUAAAAAAGAAGUAAAUUUCGAGUGGACAAGUCACCAGGAAAAAGCAUUUACAGAGAUAAAAAAAAUUCUAACGUCAAAACCAGUUUUACAGUUGUAUGAUGUAAAUAAAGAUGUUACAGUUUCAGUAGACAGUUCUAAAAACGGACUGGGGGCGGUAAUUUUGCAAAACAGUCUUCCGUGUGCAUAUGCUUCCAAAACAAUGACCGAGACUCAGCAAAGAUACGCACAAAUAGAGAAGGAGCUCCUGGCAAUCUGUUUUGGUCUAACAAAAUUUCAUGACUACGUUUAUGGCAAAAAGGUAACUGUCGAAACGGACCAUCAACCUCUUAUCUCUAUCUUUAAAAAGCCAUUAAAUAAAUGCCCAGCGAGAUUACAGAGAAUGUUAUUACAGUUACAAAAAUAUGAAAUUAAUUUAGUCUACAAACCAGGCAAAUAUUUGCUCUUAGCGGACGCGCUAUCUCGAGCUACGUAUACUGACAAUACACAAAAAGAUGAAAUAGAGGAGGAAAUUGACGCUCAUGUGUUUCUAAUACAAACUCAGAUUAAUGCUACUCCAGAAAAAAUUAAUCAAAUUAAAGAAGCCAUUCAAAAUGACCCAGAAAUGCUGGAACUAAAACACGCGAUAACAGAAGGAUUUCCGAAAAAUCUUAAACGUGCAAGUCAUACAAUCAAACGGUACGCCAAAUACAAACACGAAUUAACUGUUAUUGACGAUUUAAUUUACAAAGGUCAGUCUCUCGUUAUUCCAUAUAAAAUGCGCAAAGACAUGAUAGAGAGAAUCCAUUACAGUCAUUUAGGCGUGAAUAAAUGUUUAAAACUGGCGAAAGAUUCAGUCUUUUGGCCUACGAUGACCAACGAAAUUACUCAACGUGUUCUUAGUUGCCAUACAUGUUUACAUUUCUCUAAAUCCCAGAGUAAUGAGCCUCUCAAAAGUCAUGAAAUACCAAUACUACCUUGGAAUAAAGUAGGCUCAGAUAUUUUCGAGUAUAAUGGAAACAAGUAUCUUCUUCUAAUUGAUUACUAUUCAAAAUACAUCGAAAUCGAAAAUCUCAGUCAAAAUAUGACUAGUAAUAACAUCAUAAACAAAAUGAAAUCUGUGUUUUCACGACAUGGAAUUCCAGUAACGUUAGUAACAGACGGAGGAACACAGUAUACAUCCAAAGAAUUUGAUCAUUUUUGCAAAGAAUGGGAGUUUGCACAUAUUGUUUCUUCACCAACUCAUGCUAAAUCAAAUGGAAUGUCUGAAAGAAAUGUUCAAACAGCCAAAAACAUCUUUAAAAAAAAUUUGCAUGAUAAAAAAGAGAUAUAUAUGGCACUCUUGCAAUAUCGAAGCACGCCCAUUUUUGAGAAUGUCUCGCCAGCCGAAAUCUUGAUGUCACGUAAAUUACGCACAUUAAUUCCAACGACAGUAAAAAAACACACACCUAAAGUAGCCUCACAAUAUAAUUCAUCAACAAUAAAGCAAAAGCAGGCAGUUCAAGCUGAAUAUUUUAAUAAAUAUAAAACCAAAAAACUAGGUGAUCUUCCUGUAAACUGUAAUGUGUAUGUACAAACGAAACCAAAUUCUACAUGGACACCUGGAAUAGUCAUAAGUAAACUUAGAGAUAGGACGUACAAAAUUAGGUUGGACAAUGGCGCAUGCUUGAUCAGAAACCGAAAAUUUAUCAAAUGCAAUGAGUACAUGCAAAACCGUUCAUUACCCAACCUAACUUAUAAUAAAAUUCAUUGUGAAAGGAAAGAGGAAAGAGAAGAACCUCUAAGAUGUUAUAUAGAAUUAGACAGUGCUAGUGAAUGUGAAACAAGUGAAACACCAACUGUGUUAGAACCAGAACAACAUGAACGAUACAAAACCAGAAGCGGCCGACCUAUAGUCCAGCCGGAGCGGCUUAAUCUUUAAGUUUUAAUUUUCUUUACGUUAAGAGAAAUAUGUUUUUUCUUUUUUUAUUUUUAAGGGGAAAGAUGUUAGGUAAAUAAGGUAGGCAACCAGCUCACCAUACAUGUAAUUGCCUACCUUAUGGAACGAACAAAUACAGUUAGUAGAGAACCGGAA